UGUAACCGAGCUUGGGCAGAGCAGGGCUGCAGAAAGCAGCCGAAACGGCGAGCCCGACUCCCAGGAGCAGGUGGGACCUCCUUUGGCGGGAGGGGAGUGGUGGCGGCGCUCAGCUCAGCAGGCGGAAACCUUCCCAUCGCCAGAGUCUCUGCCCCCGCGCGGGGCCCAGGCAGUGAGGCCGGAGGGAGCGGCUGGAUGGAGCGGAGGAUGAAAGGAGGAUACUUGGACCAGCAAGUGCCCUACACCUUCUGCAGCAAAUCGCCCGGAAAUGGGAGCUUGCGCGAAGCGCUGAUGGUCCCGCAGGGGAAGCUCAUGGACCCGGGUUCCCUGCCGCCCCCCGACUCCGAAGAUCUCUUCCAGGAUCUCAGCCACUUCCAAGAGACGUGGCUCGCUGAAGCCCAGGUACCCGACAGUGAUGAGCAGUUUGUUCCUGAUUUCCAUUCAGAAAACUUAGCUUUCCACAGCCCCACCACCAGGAUCAAGAAGGAACCCCAGAGUCCCCGCACAGAGCCGGCCCUGUCCUGCAGCAGGAAGCUGCCACUCCCCUACCACCAUGGCGAGCAGUGCCUUUAUUCCAGUGCCUAUGACCCCCCUAGACAAAUCGCUAUCAAGUCCCCCGCCCCCGGUGCGCCCGGACAGUCGCCCCUGCAGCCCUUCCCCCGGGGAGAACCACGGAAUUUCCUGAGAUCCUCUGGCGCCUCCCAGCCCCACCCUGGCCACGGGUACCUCGGGGAGCAGAGCUCUGUCUUCCAGCAGCCCUUGGAUAUUUGCCACUCCUUCACCUCCUCCCAGGGAGGGGGCCGGGAACCCCUCCCAGCCCCCUACCCACACCAGCUGUCGGAGCCCUGCCCGCCCUAUCCCCCCCAGAGCUUCAAGCAGGAAUACCUCGACCCCCUGUAUGAACAGGCAUGCCAGCCCUCGGUGGGCCAGGGUGGAGUCAAUGGGCACAGGUACCCAGGGGCGGGGGUGGUGAUCAAACAGGAGCAGACGGACUUCGCCUAUGACUCAGAUGUCCCGGGGUGUGCGUCCAUGUACCUUCACACAGAGGGUUUUUCUGGGCACUCUCCAGGUGAUGGGACCAUGGGUUAUGGCUAUGAGAAACCUCUGCGACCAUUUCCAGAUGAUGUCUGCGUUGUCCCUGAGAAAUUUGAAGGAGACAUCAAGCAGGAAGGGGUGGGCGUGUUCCGAGAGGGACCGCCCUACCAGCGCCGGGGGGCCUUGCAGCUGUGGCAGUUCCUGGUGGCCCUGCUGGAUGACCCGACGAACGCCCACUUCAUUGCCUGGACCGGCCGGGGGAUGGAAUUCAAACUCAUAGAGCCUGAGGAGGUUGCCAGGCUCUGGGGCAUCCAGAAGAACCGGCCGGCCAUGAAUUACGACAAAUUGAGCCGCUCGCUCCGCUACUACUAUGAGAAAGGCAUCAUGCAGAAGGUGGCUGGCGAGCGCUACGUGUACAAGUUUGUGUGCGAGCCUGAGGCCCUCUUCUCUCUGGCCUUCCCGGACAAUCAGCGUCCAGCCCUUAAGGCCGAGUUUGACCGGCCGGUCAGUGAGGAGGACACAGUCCCUUUGUCCCACUUGGACGAAAGCCCUGCCUACCUCCCAGAGCUAGCUGGCCCUACCCAGCCCUUUGGCCCCAAGGGUGGCUACUCUUACUAGCCCUGCCGCCGGUGGGGGCUGCCCUGUGUACAUAUAGAUGAAUUUGGUGUUGGGGAAACCCUCACUCUGAAACCCACAGAUGUCUUUGGAGCAGAUCCCCACUGGUCCAUCGGUCGCCCCUGCCCAGACUCUGAGCUGCUCACCAGAGUUGAUGGGAAGGAAAAAUGGAGAACACUGCAAGUGUCAAGGUGGGCUCUAGAAGCUCCUCCGGGGGUGUCACCUUCAGCCUCUUUCCAGGUCCUGCUUAGAGGCCCAAGCCACACUACUCUCC
This is a messenger RNA of Neogale vison (American mink), 1924 nucleotides long. RefSeq names its product ETS variant transcription factor 4 (gene ETV4). Gene Ontology annotation, cellular component: nucleus. Gene Ontology annotation, molecular function: DNA-binding transcription factor activity, RNA polymerase II-specific; sequence-specific DNA binding. The record is from RefSeq and is a predicted model, not a curated record. Bases 196 to 1653 code for a protein of 485 amino acids. Gene Ontology annotation, biological process: cell differentiation; regulation of transcription by RNA polymerase II. The transcript has 13 exons. Lineage: Eukaryota; Metazoa; Chordata; Mammalia; Carnivora; Mustelidae.